Messenger RNA from Ruditapes philippinarum (Manila clam), 1407 nucleotides. Its product is annotated as membrane progestin receptor beta-like. The transcript is spliced from 2 exons. The coding region runs from base 261 to 1271 and encodes 336 amino acids. Gene Ontology annotation, biological process: response to steroid hormone. The record is from RefSeq and is a predicted model, not a curated record. Gene Ontology annotation, cellular component: plasma membrane. Gene Ontology annotation, molecular function: nuclear steroid receptor activity; steroid binding. Lineage: Eukaryota; Metazoa; Mollusca; Bivalvia; Venerida; Veneridae.
AGUUAAGUAAUAAAAUCCAUUCAUCAUAAACAACACUAAAUGCAACAAAAUACACGUGGUGGUAUCCUAACAUAAAUUUAGACUUUUACGCCUGGAUGCACAUAAACAUAUUAAUAGUAAGGAUAUUACGAACAAGUUUACAAGUUUAUACUUAAGUUACUUCAAUCCGAGUGUGAUAUUUCCGUUGUUGAAAUUUUAUGAAAAACCGCACGUUUGAUAUAUGUGCGGAGUCGGAUGUGUGAUGACAUUUUGAGUCACGGAUGUACAUUUGGGAUACAUUAAAUAAAACAAUAAUGGUGACAUACAGAUUAAAAACAUUAGAAGCAGGGAAGGUCCCCCUGGAAAUGAGAGUUCCAUAUGUGAAUACCGGUUAUCGGAAGCUGUAUCAGCCUUGGGAAUAUUACCUACACAGUUUAUUUCACCUUCAUAAUGAAACUAUAAACGUGUGGACGCAUUUAAUCGGCUGUGUUGUGAUAAUAUUUCAAACAUACACUUACUAUAGGAUAUACGCAGACGAGGACGCUGCAAUUAAAGGAACCGUUCUAGGGUUUGGACUGUGCUGUUUUAUAACGUUAUUUAAUAGUGCAACAGCUCACUUGCUCCACUCCAAAUCUUGCCACACCAAUUUUCUCGUGUUUAUGUUUGAUUAUAUCGGAGUAGUGAGCUGGGGUUACGGAACUGCUAUAUUGUCACUGUACGGUGUUUCAAGUAAAUCUAUGUAUGACUGGUUGGGAUCGAACUUUGUCGUUAUUCAAAUUGUUUGGACAUAUCUGAAUUUUAUAAAUAUUUGCUUGGCAAAGCUUUGGUAUGGACACGAUUUAUCACUUAGCCAACGAAAAAUCAUGAUUGUCGUCGGUAUAUCUAUUCAAGGUCUCUGGAACUUCAUUCCAUUCUUUCCACGUUAUAUAAAUUGCUAUAAAAGCCAAGUCUGUGAGUUGAGCUCACUAAAUCACGUGACUAUUGUUUGCGUUUCAUUUGCAUUUAUGACUUUAACCUUUGUUCUUCAUCAGCCAGAGAGAUUGAAGCCAGGCAUGUUUGAUAUUGUUGGACAAAGUCACCAGAUCUUUCAUGUUUUUGUUAUCCUAACAAUGACACUUCAAUUCAGAGCACUUUAUGUCGAUUUUGAGACAAAAUCCAACUUACACUGCAAACCAAAUGUAACGGAGCUUUUAUUUUGCAUUUUCUUAUUAAAUUCUUCUUGUCUUGUAACUCUGUGUUAUUUCAGAGAAAGAGUAAAGAGAAAACUGGAUAACAACAAUAAAGAGAAAUGAAGAUAAACUUAAGGAAAUAUAGUUUUGUAUUGUAUGCUUUACAUAAAUAUGCUUACCACGGACAACAAUUACUGAUAAUAUACCAUGUUUAAUGGUUUAACAAUUAACUUUGAAAUUAGUAAAAAAAUAAAAUCAG